AUGUUCACAAAAGCCACCGCUCUUCUUGCCUGUCUUGCCACUUUGGCCCCUAGCGCCAUGGCCAGCAGUCCCUACUUUGGCUAUGGCAAGUGGAUUGAGGUCUACACUGGUUCUCAGGCUUACGAAAAGGGCGCUCUCCCAGGGCCAAGUGCUGAGGACCCGGAUGUUAUCCGAACCCGCCUCGCUCAUCUGAACAGUUGCGCAGUCUCUUCGUUCAACACUUCAGCUGAAACGCACUAUUUCCCCCCAGUCAAUGUGACUACUGGCAGUGUUCCCUGCAAGAAGGGCACCUUCAUGUCCGCCGACUCGCCUGAGCUGGGCCCGUUUAUCAUCAACUUUCGGAGUGAGGGAGAAUGCCCUGGUCCCAGCAAGAACUGUGAACCUCUCCUGACAAUCAAUGGCAAGAACUUCCCCAUGUGGAAGUCCGACAAGAAUUGCCGCCAGGAAACCAUCAACGGAACCAAGGGUUAUGAAGUUUACCGGUCAGUAUCUGAUCCUAUCGCAUGA
Aspergillus wentii DTO 134E9 is the source of this 507-nucleotide messenger RNA. RefSeq lists its product as uncharacterized. Lineage: Eukaryota; Fungi; Ascomycota; Eurotiomycetes; Eurotiales; Aspergillaceae. The coding region runs from base 1 to 507 and encodes 168 amino acids. The record is from RefSeq and is a predicted model, not a curated record. The transcript has 2 exons.